Messenger RNA from Trametes versicolor FP-101664 SS1, 903 nucleotides. Its product is annotated as UreD-domain-containing protein. The record is from RefSeq and is a predicted model, not a curated record. The transcript is spliced from 2 exons. Bases 1 to 903 code for a protein of 300 amino acids. Gene Ontology annotation, molecular function: nickel cation binding. Lineage: Eukaryota; Fungi; Basidiomycota; Agaricomycetes; Polyporales; Polyporaceae.
AUGUCUCUGGACGCCAUACAGCCUGGUCACGGUCGUGUCGUCUUGCGCAACGAUGGGAGCUCGAACAUCUUCACAGAAAUGUCGGCAAUGUAUCCGUUGAAGCUGCUGUCUCCACAACUGCCGUCAAGCGAUGUCUCUGUCGUCUACAUGCUGAGCUACGGCGGCGGACUAGUCGGAGGAGAUCGUGUGCAGCUGUCUGUUGAGGUGCAGGACGGUGCCCGGCUCGCCAUUCUCUCUCAGGGAUCCACGAAGGUGUUCAAGACACGCCUUGGCCAUAGGCUGUCAGCUGCACACACACAAAUCCACCCCAUGACAACACAGAACCUCGAGGUGCAUGUCGCACCCCGCGGUGCGCUUUUUCUACUCCCCGAUCCCGUUACCUGCUUUCGUUCGGCAAAAUAUCACCAAACGCAAACCUUCCACCUCGCCGAAGACUCUUCCGCCGUCCUGCUUGACUGGAUCACGUCUGGACGCAAGUCGAUCGGGGAGGAGUGGGUCUUCUCAAGAUACUACAGUGUGAACGAGGUCUUCGUUGCCGGUCGGAGGAUAGCGAAGGACGCCACGCUUCUAGAGGAGCGCGACUCUCAGCCGGGUCCGCUCGUGGCUCGGACGCUGGGUGAAACCCUGGCGCCAUACUCGUGCUAUGCUACCGUGAUCAUGUACGGAGACCUUGUGCAAGACACCGUACGACAUCUCUCCGCGGCAUACAGCGCCAUCACCGUAUUCAAGCAGCCCGGUCCGCCGACACUCGUUUGGUCAUUAAGCACGAUAUGUGAUGGCAGGGGGUGUAUAGUCAGGGUCGCGGCCAAGGACAGCGAGGACGUGAAGGUAUGGCUCGGAAAGGCGCUUUCCGACCUGGAACAUGUGCUCGGAUUGGAUAUCUAUCGGCGAGCAUUCUCGUAG